Knipowitschia caucasica is the source of this 1617-nucleotide messenger RNA. The record is from the annotation of a GenBank genome assembly. Lineage: Eukaryota; Metazoa; Chordata; Actinopteri; Gobiiformes; Gobiidae.
AUGUUUGGGUGGGGGUGGAUUGGGGGGGGGUGGGGUGGGGGGGGGGGUUGGUGUGGGGGGGUUUGGGGUUGGGGGGGGGGGGGAUUGUUUGUGGGGGGGGGUGGGGGGGGGGGGGGGUGGGAUUUUAUGGGGGGGGGUUUGUGUUGGUUUGGGGUUUGGGGGGGGGGUGGGGUUGUGUUGGGGGGGGUGGGGGGGGGGGGUGGGGGAUGGGUGUGGGUGUGUGGGGUGUUGGGGGGUGGUUGGUGGGUUGGGGGGGUGGUGGGGGGGGUGUUGUGGGGGGGGGGGUUGUGUGGGGGGUUGGGUUGUGGGGGGUGUGUGGUGUGGUGGGGGGGUUGGGGUGGGGGUGUGGGUGGGGGGGGAUGGGGGGGGUUGGGGGAUGGGGUUGGUGUUGUGGGUUGGUGGGGGGGGGGGAUUGAUGUUUAUGGGGAUGGGUGUGGGGUGUUGGGAGGAUUGUUGGGGUUGGUUUUGUUUGGUGGGUUGGUGUUGGGGGGGGGGGGGGGGUGUUGGUUGGAUGGUUAUGAGGGUGGGGUGGGGUUGGGGUUGGGGAGGGUUGGGGGGGUGGUGUAUUAUAUUGGGGGGUGGGGGGGUUGUUUUGUAUGGUUGGGGGGGGGGGGGGGUGGGGUGGUUUGUGUUGGGUGGUGGGGGGGUGGUGGGGGUUGGGGGUGGUGGGUGUUGGGGUGGGUGUGGGUGGGGGUAAGGUGGGGUGGUGGUGGGGGGUUUUUUGGUUUGGGUGUGGGUGGGUGGGGUGGGUGGGGGGUUUGGGGGGGGGGGGGGGGGGGUGGGGGGUUGGAGUGGGGGGGGGGUGGGGGGGUGGUGUUGUUGGUGGGGGGUGGGGGGGGGGGGGGGGGGGGUUGGUGUGGUAUGUUGGGUGUGUUGGUGUGUUGGUGGGGGGGUGGGGGUGGUGGGGGGGGGGGGGGUUGGGUGGGUGGGUUUGUUGUUGGGGGGGGGUGGGAGGGUGGGGGGGUGGGUGUGUUGGGUUGGGGUGGUGGGGGGGGGGGUGGGGGUGUGGUUGGGGGGGUUGUGUGGGGGUUUAGUUUUAGUUGGGGGGGGGUGGGUGGUAGUUGUAUGGAUGUGGGGGGUAUUGGUAUGUGUUGUGUAGUAGGGGGAGGGGUUAGGGUGUGUGUAUGGGUUGGGUGUUGUGGGUGUUAUUGUAUUUUUUGGUUGUUUUUUGUUGUUUUUGGGGGGGGGUUAUUGGGGGGGGGGGGGUGGUGGGGGUGGGGGGGGGGUGAUGUGGGGGGUUGUGAUAAGGUAGGGUGGGGGAGUUUAGGGGGGUGUUGUUGUGUGGUGUGUGGGGGUUUGAAUUUGGGGGUAUGUAUGGUGGGGUGUGGGUUGGGUUGGGUGAGGGGUUGUGGGGUUAUGGGGGGGUAUGGUGUGAGGGUUGGGGGUUUGGUUGGGGUGUGGUUGAUGGGUGGUUUUGGGUAUGGGGGGGGGGUUGGGGUGGUGGGGGUUGUUGUGUUGGAGGUGUUGAUUUGUGUGUUUGUUUGGUUGGAUGUUGGUUUGAUGGGGGAUUGGGGUGGGAUUUGGGGGUGGGUUUGGGGGAUGGGAGUGGUGUUGAUGGGGGGUUGGGUGGAGGUUGAUUGGGAAGGGGUUGGGGGUUGGGUUGUUGGGGGGGGUUAG